Molecule: messenger RNA, 456 nt
Organism: Rotaria sp. Silwood1
Lineage: Eukaryota; Metazoa; Rotifera; Eurotatoria; Philodinida; Philodinidae
Source: the annotation of a GenBank genome assembly
AUGGUUGAACUUGAUCGAUUCUUUCCUGAUAAUGAAUUAAUUCCUGUUGUAUCAAUUUACAUUGAUACAUUAGCUCAAUCAGUCAACUCACUAGUUUGUUUCCAAACAGGACAGAAUCGUUUUGCGAAUACAUCACUUAUUACAUAUACUAUUGAACAAUCACCAAUUCGUCUUAUUGAUCAGAUAAUAACACUAGUUUUGUUACAAUUAAGCAAGAAAGAUAGGUGUAUACCAUUUAGUGUUGGUCUACAUUAUUAUGAAUAUUUGAAAACAAGCAAUACUCCAACAAGAUCAUAUGUUGAUGAUAGUAAUUAUACACUUCGAGAACUACCUACUGAUAGUGAUUGUUUUGCUAAUAUAGUUUUUUUUAUUUAUGAACAUGUACAUUUAUCAUCACGAUUACCUGGAUUUCGAGUUUCAUAUAUUAUUUUAAUGUUUUCUUUUAAUGUAGAAUAA